UUCUGUGACGGGCUUAUUUCACUCAGCAUAAGACUCUCCAGGGACCCAGCAUUUUCUUUUUGUACCGGGACCCACAACUUUAGUAGCUGGUCCAGACACCUGCUUAUUAGUUUCUAUUGGAUUGAUGUGAACUAAACUAUGGCAGCUGGGAGGCGAUAGAAAGAAAUGGGCAGGGGGUUGAGUGUAUUUGGAUGUCUCCGCAGCAACCAAGGACACACUUUGUAAACCGUUUGUAUGCAAGUGGAUGUUUUGUGUUCCUUACUGAAAAUUGCUCAUGGUUGCAAUUCUCCUCUUUACCCAGGGACUCCUGCUCCACCGAAGCCCAAACCUUACCCAAACCCCAACCAGCCUGGAUCGUCUGGUGGAUUUUCAGAUUCUGAUCUCCUUGAUGGGACAGCUGGUGGAGGUGGCGGUGCUGGUGGCAGAGACAGUCCUGGCGGUGGUGGAGGAAGCCAGAGGAAUGACGAUGAUGGACAGACCGAGCCCCAGGGUGUGAUCCCUGGCAUCAUCGGGGCCGUUGUGGUCGCUGUGGCUGGAGCGAUUUCCAGUUUUAUCGCCUACCAGAAAAAAAAGUUGUGCUUCAAAGGGGAUGCUGAGCAAGGCGACAUCAACAUGGAGAACCAUCGAAGCACCAACGCAGAGCCACAAGUUCAAAAGACUCUUCUCACGAAAUAGAAUAUUGACAGCGUAAAAGCCCCAAAUGGCCCAACGUUCACAGCGGGAUUGCAAGCGUCGCCUGCUGCACCUCCAAAGAGUGCCUGCAGGAGGGCAGGGCCUGCCGUGCCCAGACUAGCCCGGCCAG
This is a messenger RNA of Miniopterus natalensis, 802 nucleotides long. Lineage: Eukaryota; Metazoa; Chordata; Mammalia; Chiroptera; Miniopteridae. The record is from RefSeq and is a predicted model, not a curated record.